Ruditapes philippinarum (Manila clam) is the source of this 6650-nucleotide messenger RNA. RefSeq names its product ankyrin-3-like. The record is from RefSeq and is a predicted model, not a curated record. The coding region runs from base 576 to 1967 and encodes 463 amino acids. Gene Ontology annotation, biological process: intracellular signal transduction. Gene Ontology annotation, molecular function: protein binding. The transcript has 9 exons. NCBI's taxonomy places the organism in Eukaryota, Metazoa, Mollusca, Bivalvia, Venerida, Veneridae.
CUUGUUUCAACUUUUGUUUUGAUUGUACCGGAAGUUUACAUUUGACAGCAAAAUACCGACACAGAUCGAGGGGUUUUCUCAAAGUUGACAGUAAUAUGAAAGAAGUGAACAUCCUGUCCAAAUCGAAACAUUUUGUUCUGUUUUGUGUUUAACCGUCAGGUGUUGGUCUUGAGGUGUGAUACAUAUUUCACAAACAAGCAGGACUGGUGUUACAACGUUAAAAGUCAUACUAAAAGAAGAAAUAACAGUUGACUUUGACAUGUGUAAUAACUUCCAUAUGUCUACCGACUACUGAUUCUUCAUAUGCAAUGAUUAUUUAUGUGAUUGAAGGUUUUUAGUGUUUUACUUCUGGCAAUAAUAAAUGGUGUGCCCAUAAAAUUUGAUAAGUAAUUACUUAUGACAGAUAUUUCAUGAAAUUCUAAAAUUUCUGUUGCAUAAAUUGGCAGAGUUUGCCAUUCAAACAGUUCGUGUUUGAAGAUAUUAUUUGGAACAGUUAACUAAUAGAAAUAAUAGAACUUACUUUAUAUGUGUUAGAAUAUUAAAAUUAAAAGUUAAUAUAAUCAUUUCCUAUUGAUAUGGACAUUAAUUAUACUUUCCUUGGAGAAAAUGUUAGUCGUCCUGGUAGAACUAUUUAUGAGACUGGGGAAAGUCCCCUCUUGGAUUGCCUUAAAUAUGAAGGGGAGGAUGCUGUGUGUAAGUUAAAAGCUGUGUUAAAAAGUGGAGUGAACUUUGAUAGGAGUUUCUACGGAUAUACAUUUCUGGGAGCAGCAUGCUAUAUAGGAAGAUGUGAUAUUGUGAAGGUUGUGAUUGAUCAUAUAAAACAGAAUUUAAAAACAAGAGGUAACAGUGGUUGUAUAAGACGGAGAUCUGCACUUGAUGACCAUGACAUUCAUGGGAAUACACCAUUACUGUAUGCAGUUUGCAAGGACAAUUUGAAGAUAUGUAGACUACUUAUAGCAGAAGGUGCUGAUCCUAAUAUACCCCAUCAAAUGUCCAGACAAACACCCCUGUUGGUAGCAAUAGAACAGUCCCAGGAUGAAAUGGUGACAUUCUUGUUAGAGAAUAAUGCUGAUGUACAGAUAUGUGACAAUGUAGGUAUCACACCACUAUAUACUGCCAUCAAGUGUAGAAAUGAGGGUGUGGUCAAACAGCUUAUACAGGCAGGUUGUGAUGUAGAUAUUGGUAGCCAGGACCAUACACCUAUCUUCCUAGCAACCAGGACUGGUCAACUUAAUAUUGUUAAGAUGUUAUGUGGUGCAGGCUGUCACAAAAAUGUUAGCAACAAAUAUGGUGUAACACCUGUAUAUGAAGCUUCUCUGAAAGGUCAUGAAGCAGUGUUGGAGUACCUGUUAGAUGUAGAAUGUAGUCCAAAUGUUGUAGAUAUGUAUGAUCAGUCCCCACUACAUGUAGCCGUCAUGUCUGGUCAUCUCAGUUGUGUCACACUGUUAAUGCAAGCUGGUGCUAAUUGGAAGCUGAGGAAUCACAAUAGAGAAAGUGCCUUUGAUCUUGCCUUACAAUUAGGCAAGUCAGAGAUUGUACAAUACUUCCUGGAAGAAGGUCUUAAUGUCUUACCUAGAACCUCUACUCCCACUGCGUUGAAGAACAUAGUGGCAGUGUUUGAGCAGGGACAUACAGCAACUCUUAGUGUUCUUAUUAAAGGAUGUGCCAAAUUACCUAUGCUCCAUUGUAUAGGAGUUUUACCAAUGUUUAGAAAUCAAACUGACUUGAUGAAGCUUCUUCUUCACUCUGGCAUCCAGACAGUACCUGCAAUUCUAUUGGCUGCUGACACUCAUCAAAGUAAGGAGACAUCUGAUUGGCUGAAAGAAUUCAAAAGCAAUCCCAGAAGACUACAGGACAUGUGUAGAAUUAGAAUCAGAAGAACUCUGGGAAAUAAAGUGUUAUUUGGCGCCAAACAGUUGCCCUUGCCAGCAGACUUGAAAUCUUUCAUCACUUUGAAUAGACUGUGAUAAAUCCAUAUUCGCAGUAAUGCUAUUUGUAUUUGAUACAAAAAUUUAGUCCUUUUUUCCGGUGCCUAAAUUUAUACAGCAGAAGAAUCUGCUCUAUUAUUAGUCAGAUCUCAAAGGUCAGUAGAACACAAAUUUUCAUUAGUUACUGAUAUAACAUUUAGUUACAGGAAAGAUCAUUUCAUUCACCAAAACCCCAAUUUAAUUUUACAAGCUUUAAAAGCGGACAAAGCUUUUAUUUCUCAGAUGUUUUAAUGACAUUUUAUAAUUUUUUAUUGCAUUUCUUGUUUGUUUUUACCUUAUUAUUGAAUGUUGUUAUUGUUGACUUUUCACAUAUAGGCAAUUUUUUGUUGAAAAUGUUUGUUUAUACGUUGGACUUUUAAUAUUUUAAAGUUAGCAUUUAUCAUGUACAUGUUUUAAACAUAUCAUUGUAAGCAUUAUCCCAGUGACCUCUACCUGAAUUGUCUUUCCAUGACUAACCUCCAUGUUUAAUUUAUAGUCACAAAAAAAUUACAAUUUAUAGUUGUUAACCAAUACACUUGUAAUAAUAGUAAGAUAAUCAGGCCAUUUAGUGUUGAUGCUGUUACCAGUGUAAGAUAAUGUGCCAUUUAAUAUUGUUACAAUUAUUAGAAUGUAAGAUAAUUGGCCAUUUAGUAUUGAUGCCAUUAUCAUAGUUUCAGAUAUUCGGCCAUUUAGUAUUGAUGCCAUUAUCAUAGUUUCAGAUAUUGGGCCAUUUAGUAUUGAUACCAUUAUUACAGUGUCAGAUAUUGGGUUAGUAAGUAUUGAUGCCAUUAUUAGAGUGUAUAAUAUUGGGUCAUUUAAUAUCAUUGCCCAUUGAUAUGCAAUUAAUACAGAUUAAGUAUGUGGAGAAAUAUGAUUGUCCUGUUAAAAUAGUCUCAUCAUUCAUUAAAACUUGUUGUAUUUCAAACUAAAUUUCGAAUUUCAGUAUAUAGGUAUGUGAAAAUGGCCUCUGUUUUAAAAAUGGCAACAAAUAUUGGUAAGCAUGCAUAUAUAAUUAUUAUAUCAGGAAGAAAUCUAAACAUCAAUGAUUUGAUUUCCAUGUUCUAAACAAAAUCAUUUAUCAUUCGAUAUACACCAGUCAUCUGAAACACUGCCCACCCACCCCAAGAAAAUAAGGCGUGCUUUUACCUUUCAUCUAUUCCAGUUCUGCCCCAAUUAGGUGGUGGACUUGUUUUGGUGAUAAAAUGUGUCCAAAUUGCAAUGCCGGGCUUUUAAGCAGGGUUUUGAAAAUCACAAGACAAGGUUGCCAAUAUUUUGGAGGGUGUAUGGGUCCUGGUUUCAAUUAACUAUGGCAUAAUGCUAGACUUCUGCCUUGUAUGGCUGAUAUUUGGGAAACUACUUAUUUUACUGAUUUAUGUGAUUGCUUUUAGCAGAUGUAAAAAAAAUAUAUCCAAAACAUGUAAAAUUUGUUUGUUUCUGCUUUAUUUUAAGUGAUUGCUUUUAGAAAAUGUUCCAAAUAUAUUUUAAACAUUCAGAAUUGUUAAAAAUAUACAUGCUUUAUUGAUGGUUAUAUAUACAAAAGUGUCAUGUAGGCAUUUCUUGUGUGCAAUAUAUAUACAUGUGUAUUAAAUGGUAAGCCUUUUCUUUUGUAUAUGUUAAUGUUCUUCUUUUUACUCCUUCUUUUUACUGUUUUGUUAUUUUGUUAAAAGAAUCGCUUGAUUUGUCAUAUUGUAUUUCUGUUUACUUGACUACUUACAGAAAGGUAGUAAGAGACAUUGUCUGCAUGAAACAAUUUUUAUGCCCCCACAAUGUGGGAGCAUAUAGCGUUGCACUUGUCCGUCCGUCCGUCCGUCAGUCCGUUCGUCAGUCCGUACGUCCCGAAAUCUUGUGAACGCAACUCCUCUUAAACCGGAUGGCAGAUUUUGCUUAAACUUACAGGGAUGAACAACCUUAAUGUGUAGAUGGUAGUAAAGGAAGGAAUUUUCGCUGCGACCAAAUUUAACAGAAUUAUGGCCCUUUGUUGAUUUUUUCACUAGAUACUAUGUAGAAAUUUUGUGAACGCAACUCCUCUUAAACCGGAUGGCAGAUUUUGCUUAAACUUACAGGGAUGAACAACCUUAAUGUGUAGAUGGUAGUAUAGGAAGGAAUUUUUGCUGCCACCAAAUUUAACAGAAUUAUGGCCCUUUGUUGAUUUUUUCACUAUAUACUAUGUAGAAAUUUUGUGAACGCAACUCCUCUUAAACCGGAUGGCAGAUUUUGCUUAUACUUACAGGGAUGAACAACCUUACGGUGUAGAUGGCAGAAAAGGAAGGAAUUUUCGCUGCGACCAAAUUUUACAGAAUUAUGGCCCUUUGUUGAUUUUUUCACUAUAAUACUAUGUAGAAAUUUUGUGAAUGCAACUCCUCUUAAACCGGAUGGCAGAUUUUGCUUAAACUUCCAGGGAUGAACAACCUUAAUGUGUAGAUGGUAGUAUAGGAAGGAAUUUUUGCUGCGACCAAACUUUACAGAAUUAUGGCCCUUUGUUGAUUUUUUCACUAUAUACUAUGUAGAAAUUUUGUGAACGCAACUCCUCUUAAACCGGAUGGCAGAUUUUGCUUAAACUUCCAGGGAUGAACAACCUUAAUGUGUAGAUGGAAGUAAAGGAAGGAAGUUUUGCUGCAACCAGAUUUAACAGAAUUAUGGCCCUUUGUAGAUUUUUUCAUUAUAUACUAUGUAGAAAUUUUGUGAAUGCAACUCCUCUUGAACCGGAUGGCAGAUUUUGCUUAAACAUCCAGGGAUAAACAACCUUAAUGUGUAGAUGGUAGUAAAGGAAGGAAUUUUUGCUGCGACCAAAUUUAACAGAAUUAUGGCCCUUUGUUGAUUUUUAGUUUUCAACUUGUGGCACAUGUAGUCCAAAAAAUAUUUGACCUAGAGUCAUAAGAUUGACAGAACAGUGGCGUGUGGGGGCAUCCGUGUCCUAUGGACACAUUUCUAGUUUUAUAUAUGAAUAUAAUUACAUAUAUCCUUUAUUGGAAAAGACAAGGGUGGUUGCCUGACUUGAAAUGAACAAUGGAUUAAUGAUAGCAAAAUUUACCUCAUUAUUUAUAUAUACUAUAUAUACUAAAGAUAUACUAUACUCAUCUUUGAGUAAAAUUUGUCAAUCACAGAAAUUUAUUGAAAUCUAUGAAAUUCUUACUUAGUAAGUCUAAUUUGAAUAUAAGAAUAAAUAAUAAACUAUGUGUGGGAAGCUGCGUUGGAUAUUACAGGUCAAGCAAAGUUGUGCCUUUCUUAGAAAACACUGCCAGUUUUUUUUUAAUGAGACUAUAUAUUCAAUUUGUGACCACCUAAAGUAUGUAGUGUUUUAAACAUGACAUCUCUACUUUGUAUGAAGUCAAAACAUAUUUAUUUUAUAUUUACAAAGAGACUGUGUAGCAGUUACAACAUUUUCUAAUAUCAAAUUUGAGCACUGUAUAUCUUUAAUCAUUUAAAAUUGACGAUUCUAAAUUACAGAUAUAUAAGUAGCAUGAAGAGAAAAUAUACAUUUUAUCAGAAGAGAUUUUGAUAAAGUGUGGCUUGCCAUUACAUGUUAACUGUUUGUCCAGUUUUUACACAUUCUGUUUUAGAGUAAGGGCAGUUUGUAUGUACAAGAGUAGAUUUUGUAUCAAUAGUUCUAGUAGUGGUGUUGUGUACCCACCUGCUUGUUUUGAAUAUGUAGUGACAAUAUUAGGUAAGUGAUGGAUUAAUAAAAUGUUGCUUGAUAAAAAUACAUUCAUACAUUACAGGAAGAACAUGAUUAUUAAAAUGCCAGUAACAUGAAUCAUUUAAUGAUCGAUAUAUUUGUUAGCAGAACAUUAAUUUUGUAUUAUUUAUGAUAUGCAUUUACUUCUACUUUAUUAUCCUGCCUUUGAAUAAUUUUUACUUCAAACUUCGAAUAAUUGAUUUUUAUUGACCACAGCAAAUUUUUUAGACUUUUGCACAAAUAUUUAAAAGUUAUCUGCCUUUAAACUUGAUAUUCUAUUUAAUAUAAUAAUGUAAAAACUUUUACUUUUUAAUCUAUUGUAUUACUUAUUGAAUUUAUUUCAGACUUAUUAUUUCUAUUAUUACGUUACAUAUGACAAAGUUGAUAUCACUGACACCUAUAUACAAAUGUUUUAAGAAUGACCACCAUGAAUGUGCCAUCUCCUAUGAUAGCUUGUUGUUUGAAAUUUCUGUACAGUAAAACCUGUGAUAAAGACCACCUCCACAUAAAAAUCAUCCUGUAAAUAAAGACCAAUUUUCAACAACCUGCCAUUGAUAAAUUAGAACAUAGUAACCUCCAAGUUAAGACCUCGUCUAUAAAGGCCAUGUCAAGUCUCCUUUGAAUGGCCUGUGGUCAUAGGUUUGACUGUAUUUAAUUCUUGUGUUAAUGAUUAACUUUCUUUCAUUUAAAGUGACUUGCUCGCAUUUAUCAAUUUAAGACAUUCUUCUUUACGAAAUAAAGAAAAGUCCCCAUGAAAAUCUUUUUGUGUAAUAUACAUUUAGUUAGUAAAUCAUUUUUAUUUCAAUGUAUAUUUUCUAGUCUUUUUCACAUUCUUUCAUUAUUUCUCCAUGCCAAAAUGUGUUCUUGAUGUAGUUUUAGUAGUUGUUAGGUUUUUUUAUUAAAGGUAGAUAGGUAUACAACUUAGUUGUUAAUGAUGUUUUUGCAUGUUUAUGAUUAUUAUUGCAUGUUUUAUACUUGGUAGAUUAAAAGAUACAAACAAUACUCUU